Sesamum indicum (sesame) is the source of this 1615-nucleotide messenger RNA. Its product is annotated as putative pectinesterase 14. The record is from RefSeq and is a predicted model, not a curated record. NCBI's taxonomy places the organism in Eukaryota, Viridiplantae, Streptophyta, Magnoliopsida, Lamiales, Pedaliaceae. Gene Ontology annotation, molecular function: pectinesterase activity. Gene Ontology annotation, biological process: cell wall modification; pectin catabolic process.
CAGCCCAUAUCUUCUCUUCACAAUGUAAUCAUCAUAUCCUCACCACACAGACCAAAUGAACUUCCUUUUCUUACCUCCUACGUCUAACCCUCAAAACCCACCAAUAAAACAACAUGAAACAAUCCCCACAUGACACUAAUCUUAAACUAAACACAGAACAACAUAAACAACUACAAGUGUCCUGUCCUAAACCAUGAACACCAAAACUACAACCUUCUUUUGGCUCACCACCAUAGCCGUUGUGCUUGUUUCCGUCAUAGUUUCCCUGCAUUCCUCCCACUCUUUUGGUUCAAGCAUCAGCACGUCGGUAGACAGUAUUCAUCGGAUCUUUGAACUUGAGUUUUUUGGUAAGGUAGCCAGAAAACUUGGCGUAGAGGACAUUGUCGUUUCCAUUCUAGAAAGAAUCGUCUAUAGUAGACAUCAUCAUCAUCAUCAUCAUCAUCAUCACCAUCAUAGGAGGGGGAAUGAGAGUUCAUGCAAUGACAGCCUAUGGAAGUCUGAUCUCAUUUCCUUGUACAACGUUAGUGUUGUUUACACAGUCGAUACAAAGGGCUGCGCUAAUUUUAGCAGCAUGCAGAAAGCGAUCGAUGCUCUGCCCGAUUUCAGUCAUUCUUGGACACUUAUCAUACUUGACUCAGGCACAUAUAGGGAAAAAGUAGUGGUGAGCUCUAACAAAACAAAGUUGAUAGUUCAAGGUCAAGGUUACCUCAACACCGCGAUAGCAUGGAACGACACAGCCAAUUCCACCGGAGGGACAAGCUAUAGCUCUACAUUUGCCACAUUUGCUCCCAGCUUUGUAGCUUAUAACAUUAGUUUUAUGAACACAGCACCAGCCCCAGAUCCAGGGGAAGUUGGAGGACAGGCAGUGGCAUUAAGGGUUUCAGGUGAUCAAUCUGCAUUCUACGGCUGUGGAUUCUAUGGAGCACAAGACACACUAAAUGAUGAUCAGGGCAGACAUUACUAUAAAGAAUGCUACAUCCAGGGAUCCAUCGAUUUCAUCUUCGGAAAUGGCAGAUCACUCUUUGAGGAUUGCACGAUUAAUUCGACAGCAAAAGAAGUAUCGUCUGGUGGGAUCAGCGGAUGCAUCACGGCUCAUGGAAGAGAUUCAGCCAACGAGAAAACGGGCUUCGCUUUCGUGAAUUGCAGCAUUAGUGGGAGUGGAAAAGUGUGGUUGGGGCGAGCUUGGGGGCAUUAUGCUACUACGAUUUUCUUGAAAACAUACAUGUCUGAAGCUGUUGCUGCUGAGGGCUGGAAUGAUUGGAGGGACUCUUCUAGAGACCAAACGGUGUCGUUCGGUGAGUACGAGUGCUACGGGCCGGGAGCCAACUCUACGUAUAGAGUAGCAUAUGGGAAGCAGUUGAAGCAAUCAGAAGCAGCUCCUUACCUUGAUGUUUCAUUCAUUGAUGGAGAAGAAUGGCUUGUUUCUGCCUCCAAAAAUUCACUGCAAUUUCUUGAUACUCCUGGACGAUCAAACAGAUCUUGCUCACUCUAAAUUUUAACUAAUAAUUAUAUAUAAUCAUUGUUAUUUACUUCAUCUGUUUAGCAUUAAGUGCUGAUUGAUUACGUAUUAUAGUCGACCAUUAACAUGAUGUUCUUGAUAUGGAUGAGAUAAUCC